AUGACACACGAACUAAUAGACUCUACUUCAAAAGCAAGUAAUGAUGCAGCAACAGACGACAGAACAAUACGACGCUCGCAACUGAUCCAAAACACCGCUCAAGGAUCGUCAGCGAAUAAUGCUGUCUUUGUAGAAUUUCAUGGUCUUUCUUAUCGUAUUCCUGAAAAGUCUCAAGAUGUAAGGCCAUGGUGGAGAACAUUUCAGACAAAGAAGACAAAAUACCAGUCGUCAGAUGUGGAAAAAUCUGAACUUCACUACAAAACUAUUAUCGAAAAUAUUCAUGGAUGUGCUAAUCCAAGUCUCAUGGCUAUCAUGGGUCAAUCGGGGAGUGGUAAGACGACAUUAUUGAACAUCCUUGCCGGACGAGUGACAAAAGGUGUUACCGGAAGUAUAACAAUUAACGGGGAAAAGCCUACAAAGAAUUCCAAGCGCUUUAUAGCGUACUGUACGCAAGAUGAUACCUUUUACCCAUUACUAACCGUGAGAGAAUCGCUAACAUAUACAGCAUUGUUACGAUUACCGAGAUCGAUGACCAAAGCUGAGAAACUGCAACAGGUGGAAAACGUCAUUCAGCUACUUCACCUAACAAAAUGUGCAGACACAAUAAUUGGUAGCGAUCACAUACGCGGCAUCUCCGGAGGAGAGAGAAAAAGAGUAAGCAUAGCAGCCGAAUUGCUGACGGAUCCCAGCGUAAUACUACUCGACGAACCAACGUCAGGAUUAGAUUCGUCGCUUGCGUUCGAAUUGGUAAAAAUCUUAAAGGAAUUUACUGUCAAGCGUGGAAAGACAAUAAUAAUGGUCAUUCAUCAGCCAUCGUCACAAGUGUUUGAAAUGUUUGACAAGUUAUUACUUAUGUCAGAUGGGAAAAUGGUAUACUUUGGAGAUAGAGCUGAUGUUGUGCCAUACUUUGCUGGCGUCGGGUACAAGUGUAGAGAAAACUUUAAUCCCGCUGAUCAUAUACUGGAAUUACUAAACGAAAAGGAAUCCAAGGAACGUCUUAUCGAUGCAUAUGCAUCGCGAGUAUCCGAUGAUCCAACGGGCAAGCAAAUAGUUCAUCGACAUAGUCGACUCGUCGAAAAUCAAGACAAGGCUCAAAUAUUCAAACCAAUCAAAGUCGAACAUCGUUGGGAAGCGACGUUCAAACAGCAGGUUUUGAUUCUUACUCACCGUGCGUUCAAACAACGACGGCCGGUCAUGUUAUCGCGAUUGCAUGGAAUUGAGACCAUCAUCCUUACGACUAUUUCGUGUUUGAUUUGGUUCAGGCUGAGUAUGGACGAGACGUCCAUCAAUGAUAGGAGAGGAUUGAUAUUCUUCAGUUGUAUCUUUUGGUCGUUUACACCGUUGAUUACUGCAGUUACAUCAUUCCCUUUGGAUCGUAGUCUGCUCAACAAAGAGCGUCAAUCACGAUCAUAUCGUCUAUCAUCCUACUUUAUUGCCAAACAAAUAGCUGAAUUCCCACUUGUGCUGGUUGCGCCUCUGUUCUAUACGUUAUUGGUAUACUGGAUUGGCAACUUGGUGGAUGACUUUGGUAGAUUCGUUGCACAUAUGGCUAUCACAAUGAUAACUGUGCUCACUGCACAAGGCUUUGGAUACUUCUUUGGUGCAGUACUAAUGGAUAUGCAGCAGAGCAUGACUGCGAGUACAGUGUUUAUGUUAUCGACCAUGUUGUUGGCCGGAUUUUAUGCAACAAACAUUCCGUAUUGGAUAGAAUGGACAUCAUAUAUCUCAUUCUCCCGUUAUUCAUUCCGCUUGCUUAUGCAAAAUCAGUUUCUCGCCGGAUCGUUCCGGUUGGAAUGCGUCAGUGGGAUUCGCAGUGAACUCGCACAAUGUGCAAACGGUGCGGAUUUUGUAUCGGGUGAGGAAGUGUUGGAACAUUUAAAGUUGAAUGAUACAAAGUGGUAUAUCAACUUAAUUUCGGUGUUUGCUUACUUUGUGGGAAUUCGUUUAUUGGCAUACUUUGCUUUGCGCAAUUAUGGAAAAAAGAAAACGAGGUAG
Molecule: messenger RNA, 1995 nt
Organism: Paraglomus occultum
Lineage: Eukaryota; Fungi; Glomeromycota; Glomeromycetes; Paraglomerales; Paraglomeraceae
Source: the annotation of a GenBank genome assembly